AUAUCGAUAAGAGGAGUGACAUCAGAAGACCUCAUGAUCGCACUAUCCAGAACCCCUCCGUCUGUAUCACAUAAAGAAGUUGAGAAACACCAAGCUUGGAAUGCCCCCAGGAAGCUCUCUGAGAUUUAGCUCGUUGUAAUGUUUCUGCGAAUUUAGAAUUAGAUCUUGAAUACCCAUUAAAAAACGAUGGAUAUUUUCAACGUCAUCAUUCAUCACAUUUUAUAUCAUAUCACAGUUUCAAGCAUAUCGUACUAUUUUAUUAUUUAAGCAUUCAGUAGUUACUUUUUGUUUUUUAAGAACAGUUAAUAUAAAAUGCAAUUUAAUUCACAAUAUUGACUAUUUGUAUAUUUAUAAUUUUAUUGAAGAUAGUUUUUAUCUAAAGAAUUUUAAAAUAAUCACUACAUUUAAGAUAAGAUGAAAAUAUGUGAUAUUGCCAUAAUAUGACUUGGUAUCAAAGGUAGUUCGUUUUCGAGGUAGCUUUUUUUUGUAUUCCUUCGUUCUUAAACUGCUAUGUUUUAUAUAAUAUAGCUUUUAAUAUGUUUUUUGGAUUUUCGAAAAGUAAAUAACUUUUAACUAUAAUUAUACCAUAUAAGUCAUAACAUUGCAUAGGAUAUAAUCAUAAUACUCUUCACAAUAAAUAUACUGUUAUAUUGUAAUUCACAAAUCCCUUACAUCUAGCGACACAAACGUCCCCAAAAGGCAGUCAUGGAUCUUGAUAAAUUAGCCCAACACAUCAAGAUUUCGAUGGCUUACGUCACAACUCUCAAGAACGAAAACGAAACCCUCCAAAACAGAAUAACAUCUUUAGAACAACACAACUCCACCCUUGGGGCGCUUCUAAAAGAAAGAGAACAGUCACACAAUGACUUGUUGAACCAGAAGGAUGUUAACGAAAACAAUGUACUGGACAAGAUAAUCUCUCUUCAAAUGGACCAAAAACUAAAGCAGGAGCAUAAGAAGCUAACAGCUGAGCAUGAAGACCUCCAGAUUAAAUUUACAGAAGCUAAGCGGAGUCACGAGGAGACUGUUAGAGACUAUGAAAAGUUAAUAACGGACAGGGUUAGAGAGUUGAAGGAAGAGCAAGAAAAGGAGACAGAGGAGGUAAGGGAGCUGCAGGAGAAGAAGGAGGAGGAGUUGCAGGAGGAAAUGUGCAAGUUGAAGGAGAGGAUCUCUGAGAUGGAGCGGGAGAGAGCUGAGGAACGUACAAAGAUGCAGCUUGAAUUUGAAGAGAAGCUCCAGAACGUGCAGCGGGCAGCAGUAUCAACACACAACGUUGAUGUGUACAAGCGCAAGUUGGCAGCGCAGCGCAUGGAGCAUUUACACGAGAUACAGGGAAUGAGACAGCAGAUCGCUCACUUACAAACUGCAGCAACUAGAGGUGCCAGGGGCCGCAAGAGGGGCUAUUGAAACUAAUGUAUGAUUAAUUUACAAACAUCAAUCAAAAAUUAUAUCAUGUAUUGUAACUCCUUCAUCAUUAAGCACAAGAUAUAUCACAUUUCGUUAAAUUUCCAUGCACGCCAUUGCUUUAAAUUAAUACGAUUUAUUCACUCUACAGUAUUUAUGAAUUAUUUCAUAUUCAUCUUUUUUUGACAUGCAAUAUGACGAACAAUAAUUGAAAUUCCUUGCUAUUAUAAUUAAUUAUGUUGUAACCUUGUUACUCUUUGUUUGCUUUUUAAAUUGAUCAUAAUUUAUUGCGUUGAACAAUGAAUGGGUUUUAAAUAUUGUCUGUCGUUUUAUUAAAGUUGUAAAUUAUUUUAUAUUGUUAGUCUGAAUUUGUUGAAUAAAUAAUGUUAGAUAUAAAUUAUUAAAAUUUACAUUUUCAGUUCAUCAUC
Bolinopsis microptera is the source of this 1832-nucleotide messenger RNA. RefSeq names its product trichohyalin-like. Bases 706 to 1407 code for a protein of 233 amino acids. Lineage: Eukaryota; Metazoa; Ctenophora; Tentaculata; Lobata; Bolinopsidae. The record is from RefSeq and is a predicted model, not a curated record. The transcript has 2 exons.